Molecule: messenger RNA, 1332 nt
Organism: Procambarus clarkii (red swamp crayfish)
Lineage: Eukaryota; Metazoa; Arthropoda; Malacostraca; Decapoda; Cambaridae
Source: RefSeq, a predicted model, not a curated record
AUGUGGAUUACUGUGUCAUUGGUCGUCGAGGGCCUGGAAGACCUGGAGGUUGAGGGCCUGGAGGACCUGGAGGUCAAGGGCCUGGAGGUCGAGGACUUGGAAGACCUGGAGGUCAAGGGCCUAGAGGACCUGGAGGUCGAGGGCCUAGAAGACCUGGAGGUCGAGGGCCUGGAGGACCUGGAGGUCAAGGGCCUGGAGGACCUGGAGGUCAAGGGCCUGGAGGACCUGGAGGUCAAGGGCCUGGAGGUUGAGGGCCUGGAGGACCUGGAGGUUGAGGGCCUGGAGGACCUGGAGGUUGAGGGCCUGGAGGACCUGGAGGUUGAGGGCCUGGAAGACCUGGAGGUCAAGGGCCUGGAGGACCUGGAGGUCAAGGGCCUGGAGGUCGAGGGCCUGGAGGACCUGGAGGUCGAGGGCCUAGAAGACCUGGAGGUCGAGGGCCUGGAGGACCUGGAGGUCAAGGGCCUGGAGGACCUGGAGGUCAAGGGCCUGGAGGUUGAGGGCCUGGAGGACCUGGAGGUUGAGGGCCUGGAGGUCAAGGGCCUGGAGGUCGAGGACCUGGAGGACUUGGAGGUCAAGGGCCUGGAGGUCGAGGACCUGGAGGUCAAGGGCCUGGAGGUUGAGGGCCUGGAGGACCUGGAAGUUAAGGGCCUGGAGGACCUGGAGGUCAAGGGCCUGGAGGUCGAAGACCUGGAGGUCGAAGACCUGGAGGUCAAGGGCCUGGAGGUCGAGGACCUGGAGGUCAAGGGCCUGGAGGUCGAGGAUCUGGAGGUCAAGGGCCUGGAGGUCGAGGACUUGGAGGUCAAGGGCCUGGAGGUCGAGGACCUGGAGGUCAAGGGCCUGGAGGUCGAGGACCUGGAGGUCAAGGGCCUGGAGGUCGAGGACCUGGAGGUCAAGGGCCUGGAGGUCGAGGAUCUGGAGGUCAAGGGCCUGGAGGUCGAGGACUUGGAGGUCAAGGGCCUGGAGGUCGAGGACCUGGAGGUCAAGGGCCUGGAGGUCGAGGAUCUGGAGGUCAAGGGCCUGGAGGUCGAGGACUUGGAGGUCAAGGGCCUGGAGGUCGAGGACCUGGAGGUCAAGGGCCUGGAGGUCGAGGAUCUGGAGGUCGAGGGCCUGGAGGACCUGGAGGUCGAGGGCCUGGAGGACCUGGAGGUCAAGGGCCUGGAGGUCGAGGACCUGGAGGUCAAGGGCCUGGAGGUCGAGGACCUAGAGGUCGAGGGCCUGGAGGACCUGGAGGUCGAGGGCCUGGAGGACCUGGAGGUCGAGGGCCUGGAGGACCUGGAGGUCGAGGGCAGUCAAUGUGUGGAGAUUACACUGAACCCGAGACUGUUCGAGUGA